Arctia plantaginis is the source of this 5598-nucleotide messenger RNA. NCBI's taxonomy places the organism in Eukaryota, Metazoa, Arthropoda, Insecta, Lepidoptera, Erebidae. The record is from the annotation of a GenBank genome assembly.
AUGAGUGGAAAAAAGCAAAGUCAAAGGACCAAGAAUAAUGCCAGACCUUCAAGUAGCAGUCGCAGUGCUGAGUUGUUGAACCACUCAAUGAGCUUCGAUGGCGGGCUGAUGACCAUCAGUGGUGGCAAGGUGCUGCCCGCACUCUUCCCCACCUUGGCUGCUGUUAACAUUGACCAGGGGCUUAAACCGGAGUACCAGAUGUGCAUCAAGAAGCUAAGCAAGAAAGAUCCUAUUACAAGAGCUAAGGCCCUUCAGGAGUUAUGCGAGCUGGUGAACAAUGGCAAUGUGGAUGAUGCAGUGGCUGUUCUACCUGCUUGGGCACACUGCUACAAGACACUUACUUUUGAUACAGACCGUAAAGUCCGAGAAAUGACACAGCUAUGCCACGGAGCGUUGGUACGCAUGUGCGGGCGGCGUACAGCCCCGCAUCUCAAGGCGCUGCUGCCGCCCUGGCUGCAGGCGCAGUACGACGAACACGCGCCCGCCAUGGCUCACGCGCAGAACUCGCUCAUGAGUACAUUCCCCGAUAGCAAGCUGCCUGAUGCCAUAUCAUUCUGCAAGUCGGAAGUAAUGGCCCACCUCCUGGAGAAUCUCAUCGGUAACACUGAGUCAAUUAUCAGUAAAAAGCUAGAUGAAGAGGAUUUGUUCCUGAACUACCCCAUAAAUGUGAUAGAGAGUCCGGACGAGCGCGAGCUGCAGAUGUGUCGCAUCAUCACGGGCAGCCUCCGCGGGCUCGAGUACUUCGUCCCGCAGCUGCCCGCCGCGCACCACGAGUGGCUGUGGGCCGAGCUCGCGCCGCUCUUGGCCGCCGACGCCUACUGGAAGAUGUCUACGCACAACAUGCACCUAGUUAGGGCGGCGUGGUUCGGCGUGACGGGGCGCGUGGUGGAGCGGUUCGCGGCGCAGUUCGCGGAGCGGCUCGGCGCGCGCGCGCUGCGCCUGCUGCUCGCCGCGCCGCGCGGGACGCACGCGCUCGUCGCCGCGCAGCUCUGGACCUGCCUGCUGCAGUUCAUGCACAACGUACCGGACUGGCAGAAAUAUUUGGACAAGAAAGAGCUGCUGAUUAAAAGGAUAUUAGACGUUUUAGAAGCGGGAGGGUGGGGUGAUGCGAGACAUCUGUCGACGAUGCUGUUGCCACUGUUAGCCCACUUGCCCCGAGAUGUACUCACUAAGGAGUUUUAUGAAAAAUUCUUUAACGCCAUUUAUAAAGGGUUUGAGAAGAAGAAUAUAAUAACUUCGAAGAGUGAACGACAGUCGUGGAUUACUAGUUUAGCGGAAUGUUUACGAUACCUGUCCAUACAGGAGAACGACUUCGUCGUAGAGGUCGUCACGAGCGUUCAUAGAACGUGGCUAGAGAAGACGCUCUCCACCCAACAUGACUCGCAAACCAGAAACAAUCUCAUCAAAUGUUCGGUCACCAAUAUGACAUCGCUCGUCAAAUAUUGGCUCAAACAGUCCAACGAAGGGAAAAGUGAGAAAUACGACCAGCUACUGAGAAACUUCUGGCAGAACAUCGGCUCGACACUACUGACACAGAUCGACAAAUGUAGCACUGACUUAGUGGAGAUAGAGAUGCUCAUCGACGCACACAUUUUACUGCUGCAAUCUUUGAAGACGACCUUUUCGCAGGAGACAAAGAAACAACUGAGCAUUAAGUUCGAAAAGUCGGUCGACGACGAUAAGGAGAGCGUCGUCAGCGACGGGCCGGCCGCUAACCGGCAAUGCGACGCGACCGCCGUGGACAGAUACGAGCACAACUUGGACGAGCUGGUCCACAAAGUGAUAGCUCACUACUUCGAGGCGGCGGAGAAGAAAGAAGCGGCGAACGCGAUCCUGACCCCGGUGAUAACGCUGCUGAGCCAGUUCGACAGCGCGGACGCGUACCGUGCAGUGGCGCGGCGGCUGGGCGCGGACUCGGCGCUGGGCCUGUACCGGCGCGUGCUGCACCGCUGGCUCGCCGGGGACACCAUGCGGUGUAAGGCCGUCGUCGACAUCAUUUUCCUGAUGAUCAAAUAUCUGAAGGAGGAUGAACAGGACGUAGUGUUCGAUUCGUUCCGAGAGCUGACGCCGGGCGUGACGGAGUGGUGCCUGGCGCGCAGCGUGGCGCACCCGCACGUGCGCGUGCGCGCGGCGCGGCGCUGGCUGCGCUCGGGCGCGGCGGCGCGCGCGCUGGCCGGCCUCGCGCGCCGCGCCGCGCGCCACCGGGACUCCGCCGCCGCGCACCUGCUGCUCGUGUGCCUCGCCGACCCCCCCGACUCAGAGCCAUUGUUCAGCGAGGAGGCCGUGUCGGAGAUGAUGAGGACGGUGAGCUCGACCGUCGCGGCGGUGGAUGAGGUCGAGGCGAAGAGCGAAGACGAGACGGAGGGCGAGGGCGAAGGCGCGGCGCACUUAGAAUUCGGCGGGCGGCUCGCGGCGCGCCUCGUGACGGCGCUGGCGCCCGCGCCCUCGCGCGCUCUCAUGCAGCCCUUUUCCGAGCUCGUGCUGCACCUGCUCCGGCUCAACGUACUGGUGCCGCGCGGCGAUGCGCGGCUGCCGACGACCACGUGGUGCGAGGUGCGCUCGUCGUGGCUGGACGGGCUGGCCGCGCUGGACGCGCCCGCGCGCACCGCCUUCCUCCAGGACGCCGUGCAACUCUUCACUACACACAUUUUCAAAAAUAUAGAGAUCCUAGAUGUACAGAAAAUAGAAGACACCGUAUCUCUCGCUCCGUACCUAUUUAUCCGAGGUGACGAGUCCCAGCUGCCUGAUGAUCUAACUGAAAUCAUUACGUUCACCAAACAAAUGUUCAACAUGGACACUAAAGAGUCACUCGCCGUUGAAACGUGUGCGUUACGUCACGAGUGCGUCACCUCACAAUUGAACUGUUUAUAUGAAGACAAUGACGUCUCAAAAAUAAUAAUCGAAGGUUCUGCCGAAACUGAAAUACAGGAAUUAUCAAAAUCAGACGCUACUGUGUAUAUGAAUAAGCUUCUAUUUCGCGCGAUAUAUCUACGAACGAUGUUGUUACACAAGGCUGUUUCGGAGGACGAUGCUGACGAUAAUGACGCUACUACUUGGUGUGAUACUUUGUUGAAAAGUGAAUACUUAGAGACGGAGUUCUGCAAGAUGCUCUAUGACUAUACCAUUGUGGUCUCCUUAAACGAAGCCUAUACAUUUUGGCCAGAUUACAGUAUCAUAGAGGAAACUAAAUUAAAAAUGGACGCGGUACUCUCGGACAUUAUAAGUGCCAGUUCAGAAGCGUCGCGGCAGAAAAUAGUGACGUCACUCAAGGAAUUAGCCACUGCCAAGGGCUACUAUUGGGCCUACGCUCACAGGUACUACAGCGUCAGUGCUCGCAGGGGAGACGAUGGGGUUAGUUUACGUGACAGUGACGAGAAGAUCGAGGAACCUUCAACGAGCGCACACCUCCAUAUGAUGCAGGCCUGUAACAAGUUCGGUGACAGCUCGGACAGUGAGUUCCGAACGGCAUUCCUGGUGAUGUUCCGCAGUUUUCAAGAGCGCCACUGCCAGGAGCUUACGUCCGAGCUGCUCGAGGAGCUGGAGGCGAGUAAGGCCAGCUGUAACAUCGGCGUUAUCUUAAAGCACUAUUGCGGACAAAAGUGCUUCACACUGUUCGAUGAGAAGCUGCCUGAAGCGUCGUGGAGCGCGGUGGUGAACAGCGCGAGCAUCGCGGACGUGCUGCGGCUCACACUGGACAGCGAGUCGCGGCUCGUGCCCUGGACCUUCAUCAACCCAAUGCUGCACUUUCUGUUCCGUGCUGCGAGGAAGUCUUUGGACCGAUGGGGUUCCGUUAAGUUUUGUAUGGUGAUGCACGCGGCGCUCCGCCUGCUGGACGCGGCGCUGAGGGCGCAGGAGCGUGGCCCCGCGCCCCCCUCGCCACCCGCGCCCCCCGCGCCCCCCGGCCGCGGGCCCUACGGCGACUGGAGCCAGUACGAGAGCGACCUGUACGACGUCGUCUACUUCAACGUCUCGAACGUCUUGAACAACAAAUCGCGAUGUAUGACGGUGCCGCAGUCGACGCUGCUGGGCGGGCUGAUCGGCGCGCUGGGGGGGGUGGACUGGCACCGCUCGGGCCGCAGCCGCGAGCCGUACGCGCUGCGCCGCCUGGGCCACGUGGCCGCGCGCGCCAUGAUGGGCCCCGCGCACCCCGCCUACCGCCACCUCGCCCACGCGCUGCUACGCAACCUGGCUAAGCCGCUGGUCUACGACGACGCGCAAGAAAUGAUCGCGUGGAGUGAGAGCGAAGAGGAGAGGGUGCGUCCUGCGAACGCUCUGGACGCGUUUAACCUCUCGUUCGGGGAGCUGCAGCAGAUCGUCGACACUACGCUCAACAAUGUCGUGCUAGGAGAGGAGGUCUGCGAGUUGGUGAGCAUGUCGGACAGUCACAGCUUGGUUCUGGGUUGGCUCCUGCUGGCGGACGCGCAAGCCCAUAUGUGGGAGCUCGCAUCGGGGGAUCUCAAGCAAAUCUACGUUCAUAUAUACACGAAGCACAACUACGCGGGCGCGCUGCUGGCGGCGGCGCUGCGCCUGGUGCCGGGCGCGCUGCUCGCCUGGGCGCGCGCCGGCGCCGACAAGCUGCCCGCGCCGCCCGCGCACGCGCACAUGUUCCUGAGCGAAGAGCCCUUCCGCAUGCGCGCGGCGUGCGACAGCCGCGGCGUGCAGGCGCUGGCGUGCCGCUGCGUGGCGCGCACGGUGUGCGGCGCGGGCUGCGGCGGCGCGCGCUCGUGGCGCGGCGUGGCCCCGCCGCGCGCCGCGCACGUGCUCGAGCGCCUCGUCGUGGCCUACGUGGCGCCCGCCGCCGUGGCCGAGCAGUUCGAGCAGCUGCAGCGCCGGGCGCGCGAGAUCGACGACGCCGAGGUGCGCAUCUCCUGGUCCACGCGGGAGGUGGUGUGCGAGUACCGCGUGGAGGACAGCACGGUGGAGCUGCACCUGUGGCUGUCGCGCGCGCACCCGCUCACCCCGCCGCGCCUCGAGGCGCCGGGCUUCGGCGGCGCCGCCACCGCGCCCUGGCUGGCGCUCUACCUCACCUACCAGGUACGCACCUCGCGCUCUACCUCACCUACCAGGUACGCACCUCGCGCUCUACCUCGCCUACCAGGUACGCACCUCGCGCUCUACCUCGCCUACCAGGUACGCACCUCGCGCUCUACCUCGCCUACCAGGUACGCACCUCGCGCUCUACCUCGCCUACCAGGUACGCACCUCGCGCUCUACCUCGCCUACCAGGUACGCACCUCGCGCUCUACCUCACCUACCAGGUACGCACCUCGCGCUCUACCUCACCUACCAGAACGGCACGCUGUUCAACGCUCUGAAGAUCUGGACGCAGGCGGUGAACGCGCGCGUGGAGAAGGCCCCGCAGUGCUACAUCUGCUACUGCCGCCUGCACCCCACCACGGGCCGCCUGCCCAGCGUCACGUGCCACCAGUGCAAGAACAAGUUCCACAGCAUCUGCGUGCGCAAAUGGUUCAGCACGAGCAACAAGUCCAACUGCCCGCUGUGCCGAGCCAUCUUCUGACGUUAACCACACGCCAAACACAAAUUCCCUUUAAAGGCAAUCCUUAUACAAAACUGAGAAACUGUGUAAAAUUUAAAUAG